AUGGGGCGUGAGCUAACCAGUGCACCGCGAGCCCGAGCCCUGUUGCCGGCCCCUGUGGCCCCGGCCAAUGGAGACAAUGAGGGCUGUGGAGAGGAGAUGGCCUUGACGCUGCCCGACAAUGCAAAAAGCAUCGUUGCUGGCAUGGGCAACGGGCUGACCGAUGCACCACGAGCUGUGUUGUGGGCCUCCGCUGCUGACAACAAUGACGAAGAUGACGACGAGGAGUUGGCCCCCCAGACGCCGCCGACUGUCACCAAAGCCCUCGACUCCGAAGGGAUUUGCAUGGGCCAUGACACAGACACAAGUGAGGGUUGGCAGGAGGUGCUACCGCGGCGCGGCCCGUGUCGUUCGACUUCGUCGCCAUCCUCGAUGAUGGCUCCUCGUCCUCCUCGUCCCAUCCCUGCUUGGCUCCAUGGUAGAUGUUGUAGAUGCCUUGCUUAUGGGCAUCGUGCGGUUGUUUGCAGAGAUCCGUUGCGGUGCUCUCGUUGUUUGGAGAAUGGUCAUCGUGCGCGUGAAUGUCGCAACCCCCGACGUCCUCUGAGCUCAUUAUCAUGCCUUGAUGUGCCGCAUGUGUCCCGCCUCGGCACCGUGCAUCGUGUUGCUCCUGCUUCAUGUGAGGGUUCGGUGAGAUCCACACCCCCUUCGAAGGCGCUUCACCGUGGGUCUUGGGCAUCUAUUGUCUCUGUUGCUGCUGGCUCGGCAACCCCGUCCGAGCUGAUGUUGCAGUCCGCACUGGCUGAUCAGACUGCACUAUUGCAAGGUUGUGUGGCGCGGGUUGAGAGCUUUCUGGAGCGAGCGGAGGUUGCUCUGGGUAGACUAUCCCUUGUGCCGGCUCUGUUGCAGACCACUCUGACGUCACAUUCUCCUUGUGUGGCCGGUGUUUGCUCCGUGGAAGACAGGGGUGAGGAGUUGUAUGGCUCUUUCUCCCCUCGUGUUGGAGUCCAUUCAUCGUCGGUGCCUACCUCCCCUCCUAUGGUGUCUUCCACUGAGGGCGAGUCCAUCGCCGUGCUUGUGACUCCGGUGCUGCAGAUCAUGCCUGAGCUUAGGGAGCUAUGCCUGAGUCUAUCAGUGGAGCAUACGAAGGUGGACAUGUCGGCGGCCUCGAUUGAAGGACAAGUUUCGCCUCUGUCAAGUGAGCAGUUGGAGGUUUCUUUGGUUGAUGAUGCUAAAGGGAAGGCAGCUGCUUCAUGA
Triticum turgidum subsp. durum (durum wheat) is the source of this 1191-nucleotide messenger RNA. The record is from the annotation of a GenBank genome assembly. NCBI's taxonomy places the organism in Eukaryota, Viridiplantae, Streptophyta, Magnoliopsida, Poales, Poaceae.